AUGGUGCCAAAAACAAACCGCAUUGAAGACUUCCCAGAUCACUGGAAAGCCACUCUCCUCGGCGACGAGUUCUGGAAAGACGCUGAGGACUGGAAUACUGAAACAAACAACAGAAUUGAGGCAGGCAACCUUCAUACCAGAUUCCCAUUUAACAUUGGACCAGAGCAAACUCCGCCGCCCCGUGCCCCGUCUAUCACUGCAGCGGUCGACUCGGACUGCGAGGUUGAUGCCGUGGUUCCUGAGAAGAGAAGUCGUCGCUUUAGUAUGAGUGAUGCCCUUACCGUGAGCACCUUUACUGGACGUAGUGGCUCUUCGCUAUUUGCAUCCAACCGUUUCCUUGACUUGGGUAGACAGUCACGCUCAGAUUCUCGCUCUCGUUAUAACAAUCUUGGACGUUCAUCAAGUGUUACGGCUGAUGUUCGCCGCUCGAACUCGAUGAUCAGAUCUACCUUCAACAGACUGAACCGCAGAAUGAAGAUGAGGGACGAAGGCGAGGAAGAAGAAGAGGAGCUGGAGAGCCAUGUCAAGGAACGUGCCACUGCCACUCUCACCUUCCCUCCUGACCAAGCAACACCGGCAAAUCCCCUUAUGGAGUUCCGCGGUGGAGCGCUCUGGGAAGCCAUCCCCAGAGACCGCCGUAUUUUAGGCCUGGACGUGUUCUGGCCAGUCCAAACCGACAAGCUCAUGCGAGAAACGAAGAAAGAUAGUAAAUACAAUCAGAACAAAAGAGAUUCAUCCGAGGGCGAAGAAGAUGACGGACCUACAAUCUUCCCAAUCAAUGAAAUGGCGCCUCUCUGCAUGUUCCGUAACCUGCGUAUCCUCAAACUCACGGGGAUGAUGCAGUCUUACCAAAUGUACAUCUUUCAAGCAGCUUGGCUCAAUACCAAUAUUGAGGAGCUUGAAAUUGGAAUGGCCCUUGCCCCGCGUCUUCGUCGUGGUUACAAAUGGCCGUUUAUGAAGGGUGAUUGGCGCCUUGAUAAAGCUACUUGCGGAGAACCCGUUUACUACGGUAACGGUGAAGGCUCUCUCGUCCGCACGGUCGGAAUCGGAGAAUACCUCGACAAGAUUUGCCUCGAAAAGGCCAAAAUACGGGCCAUGGCCAUGGGAAGUACCCGCAACCGUCUUUCAAUCCGCACACUGGUUCUCUCCGGUGUCGUGGUCGACGCGGACCCCUUCCUGCACUGGUUUGACCCAAAACGUUUGAAAUGUAUCAACUUCAAAGAAAACUGCGUCGACGCGGGGUUCUGGCUUCCACACUGUAUGAAGAAAGUCUCUGUUCUGUUUCCCAGACAGAUCGAUGAGCCCACCGUUAUUGGCCGCCGUGUGAAUCCUUUGGCCGAGUUGAAAGUUGUUGAGCUUAAGGGUAGAAAGAAAAUCGGCGAGAUACCCUAUCGUGGGCCGAAGAGUUUGGAAGAGGAUAUACCCAGGAAUGUUGGCGUUAAAGACAAGCAGCACUAA
This is a messenger RNA of Aspergillus versicolor CBS 583.65, 1458 nucleotides long. RefSeq lists its product as uncharacterized. The transcript is spliced from 3 exons. The record is from RefSeq and is a predicted model, not a curated record. Bases 1 to 1458 code for a protein of 485 amino acids. NCBI's taxonomy places the organism in Eukaryota, Fungi, Ascomycota, Eurotiomycetes, Eurotiales, Aspergillaceae.